Callorhinus ursinus (northern fur seal) is the source of this 3885-nucleotide messenger RNA. RefSeq names its product ATP-binding cassette sub-family C member 2-like. Lineage: Eukaryota; Metazoa; Chordata; Mammalia; Carnivora; Otariidae. Gene Ontology annotation, molecular function: ATP binding; ATP hydrolysis activity; ABC-type transporter activity. The record is from RefSeq and is a predicted model, not a curated record. Gene Ontology annotation, cellular component: membrane. Gene Ontology annotation, biological process: transmembrane transport.
AUGUUUUCCAGCCCGCGGAGGUGGGGCGACGGCAGCGACUACGGGCGGGUCCCCGAGGGGCCUGAGGCGCAGAAAUGCAGUCCAGAGAAAAAUGCUUCAUUCUUCAGUAGGAUGACAUAUUCCUGGUUUAGCAGAAUAAUUGUUUUAGGCUAUAAGAGACCUUUGGAAAGAGAGGAUCUUUUUGAACUAAAUGAAAGUGAUUCUUCCUAUAUCGUGUGUCCCAUCUUUGAAAAACAAUGGAGGAAGGAAGUUUUAAGGAAUCAAGAGAGGCAAGAAGUAAAGGCACCCUUUCAUAAAGAGGCACAUGCCAGGAAACCAUCUCUGGUCUAUGCAUUGUGGAACACCUUUAAGUUUGUCCUGAUUCAAGUUGCUUUAUUCAAAGUGUUUGCUGAUAUUUUGUCCUUCAGUAGCCCACUCAUAAUGAAGCAAAUGAUCAUUUUCUGUGAACAUCGCCCAGAUUUUGGAUGGAGUGGCUACGGUUAUGCUUUGGCACUUUUUGUUGUAGUCUUUUUGCAAACCUUGAUCCUUCAGCAAUACCAACGUUUUAACAUGCUCACUUCAGCAAAAAUUAAGACGGCCGUAAUUGGACUCAUCUACAAAAAGGCCCUACUUGUAUCUAAUGUUUCUCGAAAGAGGUUUUCAACUGGGGAAGUUAUUAACUUGAUGUCAGCGGAUGCCCAGCAGCUCAUGGACUUGACAGCAAACCUCAAUCUCCUCUGGUCAGCCCCUUUUCAGAUCCUGAUGGCCAUAUCACUUCUUUGGCAAGAGCUGGGUCCAGCUGUGUUAGCAGGGGUAGCAGUCCUUGUGUUUGUUAUACCGAUAAAUGCCUUAGUUGCAACUAGAGUAAAAAAGCUAAAGAAAAGCCAAACGAAGAACAAAGAUAAACAGAUAAAACUACUCAAUGAAAUCUUACAUGGAAUUAAGAUCCUCAAACUUUAUACAUGGGAACCCUCCUAUAAAAAGAAGAUUAUUGAAAUUCGAGAGCAGGAAUUGGAGGUUCAAAAAUCAGCUGGGUAUCUUGCUGUAUUUUCUAUGCUGACAUUAACUUGCAUUCCAUUCUUGGUGUCCCUGGCGACAUUUGGCAUCUAUUUCUUAUUGGAUGAAGGAAACAUUUUAACAGCCACCAAAGUGUUCACAUCUAUGUCUUUGUUUAAUAUUUUGAGGCUUCCUUUAUUUGAUUUACCAAUGGUAAUCUCAGCUGUGGUCCAGACAAGAAUAUCAUUGAAUCGUUUGGAAGAUUUUCUCAACACCGAGGAGCUUCAUCCUCAAAAUAUUGAAACAAACUACAUAGGAGAUCAUGCCGUUGGUUUUACAAAUGCUUCCUUCUCUUGGGGUAAAACAGGGAUUCCAGUACUAAAAAACUUGAACAUAAAGAUUCCAGAAGGAGCUUUAGUGGCUGUUGUGGGGCAAGUUGGAUCUGGAAAAUCAUCUGUGCUUUCUGCCAUUCUGGGGGAAAUGGAGAAACUUACAGGAGUUGUUCAAAGAAAGGGUUCUGUGGCUUAUGUUGCCCAGCAGGCCUGGAUUCAGAAUUGCAUUUUACAAGAAAACAUUCUCUUUGGCUCCAUCAUGCAGAAGCAGUUUUAUGAGCGAGUAUUGGAAGCCUGUGCCCUCCUUCCUGAUUUGGAGCAGUUACCAAAUGGAGAUCAAACUGAGAUUGGAGAAAGAGGUGUGAAUAUAAGUGGGGGCCAGAAGCACCGUGUAAGUCUGGCCAGAGCUGUGUAUAGUGGGGCUGACAUCUACCUCCUGGAUGAUCCCUUUGCUGCAGUUGAUGUCCAUGUUGGAAAGCAACUUUUUGAAAAAGUGAUUGGGUCCUCGGGUAUUUUGAAAAACAAGACUCGUAUUUUAGUGACACAUAACCUCGCACUUCUGCCACAGAUGGAUCUGAUUGUUGUCAUGGAGAGUGGCAGAGUUGCACACAUGGGAACAUACCAGGAGCUGCUGUCGAAAACCAGAAACCUCACAAAUUUGCUUCAGGCCUUCAGUGAACGAGAAAAAGCUCAUGCUUUAAAGCGAGUCAGUGUAAUCAACUCCAGAACUAUACUGAAAGACCAAAUCUUGGAGCAAAAUGAUAGGCCCUCACUGGAUCAAGGAAAACAGUUCUCAAUGAAAAAAGAAAAGAUCCCUAUUGGUGGGGUGAAGUUCUCAAUCAUUCUGAAGUACCUCCAAGCCUUCGGCUGGCUCUGGGUGUGGCUGAGUGUGGCUGCUUACCUCGGGCAGAAUUUGGUGGGCAUUGGACAGAAUCUAUGGCUUAGUGCCUGGGUAAAAGAAGCGAAAUACAAGAAUGAGUUCACAGAAUGGAAGCAAAUAAGAAGCAAUAAACUUAACAUCUAUGGAUUACUGGGAUUAAUGCAAGGUCUCUUUGUCUGCUCUGGAGCCUAUAUACUCACCAGAGGAUCCCUGGCUGCCUCUCGAACUUUGCAUACUCAACUAUUGGAUAAUGUGCUACACCUCCCGCUCAGGUUUUUUGAAACCAAUCCCAUAGGUCAGAUCAUCAGUCGGUUCACCAAGGACAUGUUUAUAAUUGAUAUACGUUUCCAUUACUACUUACGGACCUGGGUGAAUUGCACAUUGGAUGUUAUUGGAACAGUUUUGGUCAUUGGAGGAGCUUUACCACUCUUCAUUCUGGGGGUUAUUCCCUUGGUGUUCCUCUAUUUCACUAUACAGAGAUACUAUGUGGCGAGUUCUCGGCAGAUUCGUCGGUUGGCAGGAGCAUCUCGCUCUCCUAUCAUUUCACACUUUAGUGAGACUUUAUCAGGGGUGUCCACUAUCCGGGCAUUUGGACAUGAACAGAGGUUCAUCCAGCAAAACAAAGAGGUGGUGAAUGAGAACCUGGUCUGUUUCUACAAUAAUGUAAUUUCAAACAGGUGGCUGUCUGUUAGACUUGAACUCCUUGGCGACUUAAUGGUAUUCUUUGCUGCAGUGCUUACUGUGCUCGCUGGCAAGUCUAUAGAUUCAGCAAUAGUUGGUUUGUCCAUAUCCUAUGCCCUAAAUAUUACUCAAUCUCUGAAUUUUUGGGUGAGGAAAGCUUGUGAAAUUGAAACCAAUGCAGUUUCCAUUGAAAGAGUUUGUGAAUAUGAAAAUAUGGAUAAAGAGGCACCCUGGAUAAUGUCUAAAAGACCUCCAUCACAAUGGCCUGAUAAAGGGAUAGUGGAAUUUAUUAAUUAUCAGGCUCGAUACAGAGAUGACCUUGGUUUAGCAUUACAAGAUAUCACUUUCCAGACUCAUGGUGAAGAAAAGAUUGGAAUCGUGGGACGGACUGGAGCAGGCAAAUCAACGCUUUCAAAUUGUCUGUUUAGAAUUGUGGAAAGAUCAGGAGGCAAAAUUAUUAUCGAUGGUAUUGACAUAUCCACUAUUGGACUUCAUGACCUUCGGGGCAAACUUAAUAUUAUUCCACAGGAUCCUGUUUUAUUUUCUGGUACCCUUCAAAUGAACCUGGAUCCCCUAGACAAGUAUUCCGAUAGUGAGCUGUGGGAGGUGCUAGAACUGUGUCACUUAAAAGAAUUUGUGCAGUCCCUUCCCAAGAAGCUGCUGCAUGAGAUUACAGAGGGAGGUGAAAACCUCAGCGUUGGACAAAGGCAGCUUGUCUGUCUUGCUCGUGCUUUGCUUCGAAAAACAAAAAUUCUCAUCUUGGAUGAGGCAACAGCUUCCAUUGAUUUUGAGACUGAUAACUUGGUGCAGACCACAAUCAGGAAAGAGUUCUCUGACUGUACCAUCCUGACGAUUGCUCAUAGACUGCACUCUAUCAUUGAUUCAGAUAGGGUACUUGUUCUAGACUCUGGAAGGAUUACAGAAUUUGAAACACCACAGAAUUUGAUAUGCCAGAAAGGACUUUUCUUUGAAAUGCUAACAGAAGCUGGAAUACCAGAAGACUCAGUGACAAAAUAA